AUGUACGGUAGUGACGGUUCUGCUCAAUUUAGGCGAGCUCAUGCUGCUGCUGCUGCCCAAUGCACAUCGAUGUCAUCGGGACAGCCACGAGUCGUCUCGUGGAGAGAUGAUGUUUGGGUAAGCGGGUUCGAUGGUGAAGUGGAGUGGGAUCAUUCCAUGGCCGGCCUGGCGCCCCUGGCUGGCCACUUCUGCUGUCAAAACAAGGAAUCUCUGUUUGCUGCUUUAUACUCAAUCUUGCUUAAACUUCAACCUCCAACCCAAGCUUCAACCUCCAACCAAAACUUCAAUCUUCAACCUCCCCGAACCUACCACUCACAUAUACCCCCAUCUACCAACAUGGAGAAGGCAAAGGCUGCAGUCGGGAGCUUCCUGUCAAAGGAUGGCAAGCAUGACACCACCGUCCACGAGACUGUCAACGCGGCCGUGACUCAGGAGCAUGUAACCCGCACGCAACACGAGGAAGUCCAAAAGGCUGUCGACCGUGAGGUGCACCAGGACCAUCACCACACCUCCGUCCAGCCUAUCCUGGACAAGCAAGUUCUCCCCGAGCAACACACCCACCAGAUGGCCGGUGUCGAGCACCGCAGCUUCAAGCAUGGCAAUGACGAUCACGUCAAGGAGCGCCUCGCGGCCGAGCAAGCCCAGUUCAGAGAUACCCGAACCGUCGGCGAGACGCAGCACAGCUCUUCUGCCAACGCCACCGUGGCGGGCGAGCACGUCCACCACCACGUCCAUGAAACCAUUCAACCCGUGAUCCAGAAGGAGACUAUCCAACCCUCUGUGGUCCACACCACCAUCCCCGUCCACGAGGUCCACCAGAACGAGGCCAAGCAUCACACAGCCACUGCUCUUCCCGCGGUCACCAUGGACGAGUUCCGAAGCCAGGGCGGAUCUCUUUCUGGCCGUGAGGAGCGCACCGAUGCAUUCGGAGGUGAGCCUCGCUCGGUGGGAGGUACCCUCGGUGGUGCUGGUGCUCAUGGUACUACUUCCUUGACCGAGCCCGAGGGAGGAGUCUCUUCCUCCACGCACGGGUCUCGCCAUCAUAACACUAGUUCAGCUUCCACCGGGAUGACCGAUUCUGAGGGAGGAGUCUCUUCCUCCACGCACGGGUCUCGCCAUCACAACACUGGUUCGGCUGCCACCGGGACUACCGUUGGCGCUGCCAAGGAGAAGCCGAGCUUGAUGGACAAGAUAAAUCCCAUGAAGGAUGCGGAUGGAGAUGGAAAGGCCGGUUUCAUGAAGUAG
This is a messenger RNA of Drepanopeziza brunnea f. sp. 'multigermtubi' MB_m1, 1245 nucleotides long. The record is from RefSeq and is a predicted model, not a curated record. NCBI's taxonomy places the organism in Eukaryota, Fungi, Ascomycota, Leotiomycetes, Helotiales, Drepanopezizaceae.